AUGGUAAAUGGUGCAGGCCUUGCCAUGGCCACCAUGGACAUGAUUAAAUUAAGCGGUGGUGAGCCCGCCAACUUCCUGGAUGUAGGUGGUACCGCCAAUGCACAAACGGUAGAAGCCGGUUUUAAGAUCAUCCUCAAAGACCCCGCUGUAAAAGCUAUUCUCAUUAACAUCUUUGGUGGUAUUGUUCGCUGUGACCGCGUUGCACAAGGUGUGAUCGAUGCUUAUAAAAACCUGGGCAAUAUUAAGAUCCCGAUUAUUGUACGUCUGCAGGGAACAAACGCGGAAGAAGCUAAAAAGCUUAUUGACGAAAGUGGUCUGAAAGUACAAUCUGCCAUUUUACUGAGUGAAGCAGCGGAUCUUGUGAAAAAAGCAGUCGCCUGA
This is a messenger RNA of Ostertagia ostertagi, 381 nucleotides long. Lineage: Eukaryota; Metazoa; Nematoda; Chromadorea; Rhabditida; Trichostrongylidae. The record is from the annotation of a GenBank genome assembly.